AUGGCUCCAGCAAACAGCCCUCGUGUUCCGAGAGCAGUAUCAAGGGUGCCCUCAAUAGCACCUUCAAUUGCAUCCUCACUUCCCUUUCCGGUCGUACCUUCGUCAUUGCAAAUCGCUCUCGCCGUUGCUGUCGUCAAGUCGAAGCCAGAUAAUGUCUCAAUUAAGGAUUUCAUACUCCGUCUGCGCGAGCAUCUGAGACGUGGGAAGCGACCUGAGCUGAAAGCCGUCCAGCAUCAACAUCUCGAUGGCGCCGGCUACUGGCGGGACCAAUUCGAACGAGCAGAAAGGGUCAGACUUGAGCUCCAAGCCAAGAUAUCUCACUUGGAACGAGGGAAAGACGAUCUAAAGCGCCUCCUAGCAGAGGCCAGGUCGUCAGAGUCGGCGGCCACUUCCUCGAAGCGUAAACGGGAGACUGCAAAAGCUUGCUCGUCCUCCAAGUCUGUGAAACGGUCUAAGGUAUCAAACGAUACCCCUGCGCAAGACGAGAUUACCCACGACCCGUUCUCGGAAGAUUAUGAAACUCUUACCGGCACCACUCUCGCCAACAGCUUAUAUAGUGUUCACAAACUGUUCAGGCAAUCAUGGCAGUCAAGUGCGGACUCUCAAGCACUCUGUUUCAAUCUGGUUCAGACUGCUCGUGCCUUGGGAUCCGUCAUAUUUUCGUCGUGUAAACGACAAGAUUCAGCUACUACUACUUCUUCUGUCACCGGAGGUAAACAGAAGCAGACAGUAGAGGCCGUUCUUCUCGCGAAAGAUCAAAUUGAUCUCGGAUCGACUAUCAGGGUGUCAGCCCGAGCCUUCACUUCGUUGCUAGUCGGCCUGACUAGACUCUCAGAGCAUCGCCAAAACCAACUUGCAGGCAUAGUGGUCUAUGAAUGUGUGAAGAUGUUUCGGAAUAUUCUUGACGGCAUCACAGAAUCUGCUUUGGCAACAGCAAAGCUCAACUUGCCGACGGCGGGAGCCGCCAGCUCUUCCACGGCUACUGGAAAGAGUCGCGCAAAGGCUAUGAAAACUGUACAGGAUACCACCUCCCGAGGCAUCGUUCAGUUUCUUAAUGCCGCUAUUUCUUACCUUGAUGUCGGCGAUCAAUUGCACAAGCAGCUGUUUGAAGGCUUCAUGUUUGUUCUUCUUGAACGCAUCGGAAAGCGUCUUUACGUCUGCACAUUCGACCGCGAGCGAAGUGCAACUAUCGAAGGAGAUAUUAGCCCACCAGAGAACCUUGGUUCUGCGUCCGCUGGACCCAGGAAGGAGUUGGAGCAAAAGGCUCUUCGGCUGGAAAUUCCGAAUCUCAUUGCCAUGCUAGAGAAGGCGAUGUCUCACGCCCCGCACCAUAUGCACGCUCACUCAGAAGCGGGUUCGAAGUCUACAAAGGGCGGAUCGCAAACCGGUAAAUCUACGUUGGGCCCCAGGCGUCCGACCAUUGGUGCGAAGGUUACCUUAAAUCGGCGCGCAAAAGAGCGCCUUCAGCAGACACUAAUCAAUUGCAUGUUUGGAGGAGACGACAAAGACGACUUCUUGGAUUGCCUCAGGAUGCCUCCUCGCUUGGCAGCUUUGCCAUCCCUUCCAAGGAUAGAGGAGAAGGACAUGACUGAAUGGUUCAAGAAGGAGGUUUGGAGGCUCGUUGGUUGGGACAUUCUAGGUAGGGAGGUAGAAUGGUAGGUCUCGUCCCACAGUGCUUUUCAUGGAGUCGGUACUAGUACUCUCACUCUCGAACUCGUCUACGCUUAUAUUUUCUAUCUUUCGCUACCCUCGUCAAAAAGCAAAGCUUUCAUGUUUGUAUCCACAUAUACCCUUAUAUUCUUUUAUGCUAUGAUGGAGGAAAAUCAGCAUAGUCGAACAGAAUCUAGCCAGCAUAUUCCCUAGAGCUACAUAAGAAUAUUCCAAUGAAACAAAUAACAGUCUAUAUC
Molecule: messenger RNA, 1907 nt
Organism: Mytilinidion resinicola
Lineage: Eukaryota; Fungi; Ascomycota; Dothideomycetes; Mytilinidiales; Mytilinidiaceae
Exons: 3
Coding region: 1-1659 (552 amino acids)
Source: RefSeq, a predicted model, not a curated record